Messenger RNA from Chironomus riparius, 1922 nucleotides. NCBI's taxonomy places the organism in Eukaryota, Metazoa, Arthropoda, Insecta, Diptera, Chironomidae. The record is from the annotation of a GenBank genome assembly.
AUGAAGAAGCUAUUAUUUUCAUGGGUGUUCCUACACGUCUCAAUAAACUUUAUCUCAAAUGCACCAAAAUCGUGGCCUUACAUGAAAAAUUAUGAUAUCUGGAGCAGCAGUAGCAGUGGAAAUAAUACAAUCGAUACUGUUAAUGGAAACUCUCAAAAUACCUUACAAUCGAAUAUUGAUUUUAAAUCAAACUUACAUUUAGGGAAGAGUAAAAGAAAAUCGAAAGUGAUAAACUUUUUCUCACCGUUCUCUGUUGAUGAUGAAUGUUUGUCAGACGAUGGAAGAAGAACUGGAGUGUGCAUGAACGUUUAUGAAUGUCGUUUACAAGGUGGAGUUUCACGUGGAGAUUGUGCUCUUGGCUUCGGGGCUUGCUGUAUCUUCGAGACCACAUGUGACGGAGAAAUUUCAAAUAAUGUUACAUACUUUACAUCACCAAAGUUUCCAGCACUAAUGCCAGGAGAUCGAGAUUAUUGUUCACUUAAAAUAAAGCCAAUGAGCGACGAAAUUAGUCAAAUCAGGCUUGAUUUCAUUCACUUUAGUUUGAGUCAACCAAAUCGAAGGACUGGCAUUUGCGAGAGUGACAUAUUUUCACUUGAGGGUGGCUCGAGUCCGUUUAGAUUGUGUGGAUACAAUAGCGGUCAGCAUAUAUUUUAUGACAUGAUUCCGAAGCAACAAGGAAGACAAUUUAUGGGUAUGGGACAAGUACCACCGGAAUUAAAAAUAAACAUCACACUUAACAGAAGAUCAAUAUCACCACGGAUGUGGGAAAUUCGUGUAACUCAAAUACCAUUCAGUUCUCGCUCCCCAACAGGUUGUUUACAGUAUUUUACAGGCACAGAAGGUAUAAUACAGACAUUCAAUUUCGCUGAGAAUGGAAGACAUUUAGCAAAUCAAAAUUAUCGGUCGUGUAUAAGACAGGAGAUGAGAAUGUGUAGCAUUCAGUAUGAGCCAUGUGAUGAUAAUUCAUUUGGAAUCGGUCCUCAAAUGGGGAUGAAUGGAAUGGGGCCGCUUUCAAAUCCAACUAAUAUGAAUGAUCCCGGCGUUCUUGGUGAUCAACCUGUUAAUCCUGCAAUGGAUGAAAUGGUUGUAGCUGACGAUAUGGUUGCUAUGGAUGAAGUUAUGGAUGGCGAGGGUGUAGCUGAAGGAGAAGAUGGCACAGCUGGUGAAGAUCCAGUAGCCAAUGACGAGACACCAGCUGAAGAUACUCCAGCAGAAGACACGCCAGCUGAAGAUACUCCUGCUGAGGAUGAACCUGCUCAAGAUGAUGAACCAGCUGCUGACGAAGAAGGGUCAGGAGGUGCAGAUGGUGGUGGAUUUCCAUCAUUCUUUCCAUCAUUCCAGUUCCCGUCAUUCUUCAGAUCCUUUACGGGACGAAAAUCAAGACAAAUCUAUUCAACAUGCUUGGAUCGAAUAACAAUGCCAUGUAUUAUGGAAGAUUUUAUCGCAGCCGGUAUGGGAAAUGUACCAUCAUGUGUACCUGUACAUUGUGGAAAUUCUCUUUGUUACAAUGGCGCAUCAUCAUGUCGAGUGGAAACAUCAGUAACGCCGUUUCAUGUGGGAAUUCAUUUCGGUGAUGGAAGGGGGAAUAAGGGAAGCCCAGAGGAUAAUAUCGGUGCAUGUUUAAGAUACAGACAACUACCAUGUACAUAGUAAGACUGUUGAGAGAUGAUUGCCGUCAAAAUGUGAUAAGAGAGGAACGUUUACUAAGCGACAACAAAACAAAAAAAAAAUGUCAAGCAAUACUCAAAAGCAUUUAAUUGAAAUUCAGUGUAUAUGUGUAGUUCUUAUUGCAAAUAAGUCCGGUAUGUUUAGUUAAAAUUAGUGAAAUCAACGAAUGGUUGUAAAAAAUAUACUUAAUGAUGCGGGUAAUAAUUAUUGCCUAUGAAAUUCUUGCUCAUUUCGCCCUGGGUGAUAUACUUAGG